AUGUCAUUUUUCCCCUUGUUAAUCCCAACACACCUCCCCGCCCCUACCUGCAGCACCAGGUCGUCUGCCGUCGUGCGGAUGGCUGAACCUGACUCCGACGCUGGUGAGGGAGUUGGCGCGAUACGAACGCACGACCAUCGCGCCGCCAUCUCCAAGACCCCGAAACAGCAUACGUGGGUACUUUAA
Messenger RNA from Gloeophyllum trabeum ATCC 11539, 186 nucleotides. RefSeq lists its product as uncharacterized. The coding region runs from base 1 to 186 and encodes 61 amino acids. NCBI's taxonomy places the organism in Eukaryota, Fungi, Basidiomycota, Agaricomycetes, Gloeophyllales, Gloeophyllaceae. The record is from RefSeq and is a predicted model, not a curated record. The transcript is spliced from 2 exons.